Molecule: messenger RNA, 825 nt
Organism: Iphiclides podalirius (scarce swallowtail)
Lineage: Eukaryota; Metazoa; Arthropoda; Insecta; Lepidoptera; Papilionidae
Source: the annotation of a GenBank genome assembly
AUGGAACAUUGCUGGUUUUUGGUGCACGGCCUGUACUGUAUCUUCUGUUGUAUGGAGCGGCGGAAGAAGCCCUGCGGAUCACAGCUGCAGUUAGUCUCGCGCUCUGGCUCGGAGCUCUCGUCGCUCGAGCAGCCCGAGUCGCUGGACUCGCGGCGCGCCUCCAGCAUGCUCACCAGCACCGAGUGCCGUUCGCGCAGCUCAGCGCCGCACGCCAUAGAUCGUUCGCGCUGCACCGACACGGAUGGUGGCCGACGGCUGACUGUGCGGCCGCUGCGGCGCGCGGCGCGCACUUACCCGCGCGACCUACUUGCCGGCCGCCGACCCAGCCGAGAAAGUGAGAGUGGCCCCGGGCCCCGCGCCCCCCCGCUCACCCCGCGCCGCCCUCGCUCCCCGCGCGCGCUCCUAACGGUCCACGUCGCUCUAGAAUGCGCUGCUGCUGCACCGCGUUGGCGCCCCGCGACCCGCGCGGGCCCCGCCCGCGUCCCGGCCACCCGGGAGCUAGGGCACGAGCAGCUCGGGCCGACGACCGGCUCAGUGCCCGGUGACGUCAGCCCCGCGUCACGGCCUACCUCAAUGCGCGCGCGCUCACAGCUAGGGCGGAGGCUGCGGCGGCGCGCAGCCGCCGCGGGGCGGGGGCGCACGGCUCGGUGGCCCAAUUUCUUAGUGCCAUCGAUCCAUUGUGCGCUGUACGAGUGGCCCAUAAUUGGCCACAGCGCGGCCAGUGACCGGCCGCCCGGUCAACGACCGCUGCCGCGAAAACAAAACCCCACCCCGCCCCGCACCUCCUGCGCUACAAUCAUAGACAACUAUCAAAAGAAGCAUCGU